Messenger RNA from Zonotrichia albicollis (white-throated sparrow), 2643 nucleotides. RefSeq names its product heterochromatin-associated protein MENT. Lineage: Eukaryota; Metazoa; Chordata; Aves; Passeriformes; Passerellidae. Gene Ontology annotation, molecular function: serine-type endopeptidase inhibitor activity. The record is from RefSeq and is a predicted model, not a curated record. Gene Ontology annotation, biological process: negative regulation of endopeptidase activity.
UCUCCACAGCACCAGAAAACCUUCAGAAUCAGCAACUUGCUUUGCUAUCCUGUCAGUAGGCUAUUGUGGUGCAACAACAGACUUGGGAUUUUAAUUCCAUUGUCCUUUUGAAAUCUCUAAAUCUGAAAAGUGACCAGGUCAACAAAAAGGCCAAAACUUUGUAAGAUCUUUUGGGGAUGUGGUAGAAAGGAACUUUGGGUAGGUGGGCACAACCUGGAUGCAGAUAAAAAGGAAAGGGAGGGGCAAACAGUACUGUGUUCCCUAAUUUAAAAAUUGCUUAACACACACAUGCAGAACCUGACUGAGGACAAGACCUAAGUCUUCUCUCUCACAGGAUUAAAGGUUGUAAAAAUGGAAGUGGUCUCCACAUCAGUUGGCAACUUUACUAUUGAUCUUUUCAACAAGCUGAAUGAGAAGAACAAGGGAAAAAACAUUUUCUUCUCCCCUUGGAGCAUAUCAGCUGCUCUGGCUCUGACAUACCUGGGAGCAAAAGGAACUACAGCAACUGAGAUGGCAGAGGUCCUUCAUUUCACCGUGGGAGCAGGAGCUGAAGCUGCUUCUUCUGUGGCCAGACCUUCUCGGGGGAGACCAAAGAGAAGAAAAUUGGAUCCUGAGAACAAGCAAACUGCAGAUAUUCAUUCUAGCUUCAAGAAGCUCCUGACUACCAUCAACAAACCCAGAAGCACCUACUCCCUGAAAAGUGCCAACCGCAUUUACGUGGAAAAAACCUUCCUAUUAUUGCCUACAUACAUACAGCUCAGUAAGAGCUACUAUGAAGCAGACCCACAGAAGGUUAACUUUAAGACAGCACCAGAACAGACAGGAAAGGAAAUCAACACUUGGGUUGAAAAACAAACUGAGGGCAAAAUCAAGAAUUUGCUGGGUCCACGAGAUGUGACAAACUCCACCAAGCUGAUCCUGAUAAAUGCCAUUUACUUCAAGGCAGAAUGGGAAGCGAAAUUUAAGGCAGAAGAUACAGAACUGCAACCCUUCCGACUGAGCAAGAACAAGACCAAGCCUGUAAAGAUGAUGUACAUGAGAAAAACAUUUCCAGUCCUCAUCAUGGAAGCAAUGAAUUUCAAAAUGAUUGAGUUGCCAUAUGUGAAACGUGAACUCAGUAUGUUCAUCCUCCUUCCUGAUGACAUCAAAGAUAACACUACGGGUCUUGAACAGCUGGAAAGAGAACUGACAUUUGAGAGGCUGUCCGAAUGGACUGACUCCAAGAAGAUGACCGAGACUCUUGUGGACCUGUACCUACCUAAAUUCGAAAUGGAAGAGAGAUAUGACCUCAGCGAUAAUCUGAUCAGGAUGGGAAUGCGCAGUGCCUUCAGCAGCAAUGCUGAUUUCAGUGGAAUGACAGAGAAGGAUAGAGUGAUGAUCUCCAAGGUUUUCCACAAGUCUUUUGUUGCAGUUGAUGAGAAGGGCACUGAGGCAGCUGCUGCUACUGCUGUCCUUGUAGAACUAACAAGUGCACAUGAUAGCUAUGUUCUGAAAUUUAGGGUUGACCACCCUUUCUACUUCUUCAUCAGACACAACAAGUCCAGGAGCAUCCUUUUUUUUGGUAGAUUCUGCUCUCCUGUAGAAUGAAUAAUUACUUGCUCUCAGACAGCAACCAAGGUUCACUGUUCAAUGGAAAAAAUGUGAACUGUGGUGCUAAAAUCUCAACCUUAAGCCAUGUAGCCACCUGUACUGAAGUGCUUGUUCUUUUCCUUCCAACCAACCUCCCUCAAAGAAGGCAGCAAACAGAAACUAUCCUGAGCCACCAAAGAACAGCCCUCUACUGUUUCCUUCUAUUGUCCUAAUGAGACAGUCCUAAACAGAAAAGAAAGCACAGAAUUUUGCUCCUUUUUAUCAAACCUGCUCUUCUGGCUUUGUUGUAUAAAAGUAAGUGGAGUCAUAAAAGCUCUCUGCACACAGCCCUAUGUCAAAUGCUGACUACAAGGGAAAUGCAAUUCAUUCUUUUGACUCUUGCAGAGAGGAUAAAGAACCCUGAAAAGAAAAAAAACAAACUUGUAGAAAUCUGUAUGCUCUCUUUUUCUCUCCUUCCCUCACUGGGAAACCUGCAUUUGUACUGCAAUGCUAUUUUACAACCUUAAUUUCAAAUUUCAAUGACUGUUGGAAUUUAACAAAAUUUAAUACAAAUCCAGAAUAAUCUCAGAAUGCCCCUUACCAUCCCUUGUCUCACCACAUGUAUAUAAGCACAUCACAUUCAUUCUCUCCUGCUCUUUCAGCUUUCUGAAAAAGUAAGACUGUGAGAGAAAAUUGUCCAACCCUUAAUAUUAAAUUGCUGACUUCUAAUCACAUUGCAUUUUUUUCCUCAUUUUCCUAAAUUUUUUAGUUUAAGGUUGUUGAGAUUUCCAACCAGCAAAAAUGCUAAGCAAACUAUUAACAACAUGCCUUCUUACCACCUUUUUUAUUGAUAUGUAAUCUAAACCUGUUAGAAUUUAAAUCUGCUUCCUCUUUUUAAUUUUACUUAGUUAUACCUGUUUCCUGGUUAAUACCUGCAAAGCUUCCUUGCCACCUGUAAUAAUGACCAAUGUUUGAUUUGUACCUUAUAAGUGCAUCUUAGCAAAGAUAUUUGUGGUAUUGACAGAAACACCAGUGAAAUUUUGAUUUUGACUGAUGCUUUACUUACUAUUUUAC